AUGGUAGGCCGUGCCCGUGCUAUCACUCAAGGCAAAUGCAGGUGCAGCAAGAGACGACGGGCUCACAAUUGCUUUGAGCCAUUCAGGCAUCCAGGCAAGUUCAAUGAGUUGAUCGGGCACCUCCGCUACCUGGGGCACAUGGACAAGAUGGAGGUCGACAAGGAGGCAUGGGGAGCCCUGCAACAUGCUUAUGAUGGGUACAAGAUCAAGAAGUUGUCUCUACUGGGUCAUUCCGUGUGUCAGCGCGCCUUCAAAAGCUUGCUGCGUUUGGGUUCAGGGAGGGUCAGACGGUUGGUCGAGUCUGUUCGUAAUGCAGAUGAAUCUUGCCCCAUGGACAUGCGAUAUUGCAGCAAGAAGUUUUCACCGGCCAUGGACUCUCCCAAGCGACAGCUCGUGCAUGAUUUCUUGCAUCACAUCUGCCAAACGUUAGCUGAGCCAAUGCCGGAAGGCACAGGCGCUUCCAAGCGUCCAAGAAGUGUUAGAAAGAGGGACGACAAGCUCAUGAUGCGUCGGACCAAUCUGAUUGAGAAAGCAUUGCCACCGGGAUCAUUCUACGAAUACCUGGCCAUGCUGCGGAGACAGCACCCGCAUGAGACGUUCUCUUACAAGCUCUUUUGUAACGAAUACAACCGCUUCAUUGCUCCCAAACUGACUGCAACUGCAGUCAUAGCCCAUGGCCAUGACAUGUUCCUCGGACUCUCAUUGUCAGGCGUUGCAUCGGACAGCAGCAGAACAGUUGACUUGUUGGCCAGGACUUUGGAGAGAUUCCGGGAGCCAGUUCUCAAGCAGGGUGCGCAAUGCUUACACACACCCUUUGACUACAUCCGAGUCCUUCAGGAGUAUCUUCUUCGGGAUGAUGUCAGGCCAAACGAAGGUGAUUCAGAGGUGGUUCUAGUCGACCAAGUGAGAGACUGGAGCCUUGAAGUAUAG
This is a messenger RNA of Durusdinium trenchii, 930 nucleotides long. The record is from the annotation of a GenBank genome assembly. Lineage: Eukaryota; Dinophyceae; Suessiales; Symbiodiniaceae.